Necator americanus (New World hookworm) is the source of this 1296-nucleotide messenger RNA. RefSeq lists its product as uncharacterized. Lineage: Eukaryota; Metazoa; Nematoda; Chromadorea; Rhabditida; Ancylostomatidae. The record is from RefSeq and is a predicted model, not a curated record. Gene Ontology annotation, molecular function: hydrolase activity. The transcript is spliced from 11 exons. The coding region runs from base 1 to 1296 and encodes 431 amino acids.
AUGGUCACUCAAACAAACAGCAUCCACAGCUACCAUGCCGACGGCGAGUUCUUCGUUUGGACGGAUUUCUGCUGCUCCGCCCAGAUUAACUCGUACAUCGGCGCGGAAGGAACUCGUCCAAUAAGCCACGGCAAGCCGCCUGCGACUGGAACUUCUUCUUGUCAUCUUAAUCCUUUGGAUAGUUCGAGACAAGUCACUCAAAUCUCCCGAUGCCCGCAGUCAGAAGCCUCCUGGCUUUGUACAAUGGCGGGAAGUGAUUUCACGGAUGUGGAGAAGCUACUGUUGGAUUACAUGAGGGUCGAUUCAACCACAGAAAGGGAAGGUGAAUUUGGCGAAAUGCUAAAAGUAGGACUAGAGCAGAAUGGGUGGAUUGUUGUGAAGCAACCGCUGAAUGGGAACUCAUCGAGGUUCAACUUGCUCGCCACGCGUAGACCACUUGAAGAAUUCUCGCCUCGAGUGCUGUUCAACAGUCAUCUCGACACUGUUCCUCCCUUCAUUCCUCCAACCGAAGAUUCGCAAAACAUCUAUGGUCGAGGUGCAUGCGACGCUAAAGGACAAAUCGCUUGCAUGGUUACCGCAGCUCAAGCGUUGGUUGAUAAGCAUCCUAAAACUGCCAGAGAACUUGCUCUUCUCUUCGUCGUUGAUGAAGAGGUUAAUCACACCGGAAUGCAGAAGGCCAACGAGUUCACUGCUUUACAACCGGAAUAUUUAGUUGUAGGAGAGCCAACAGAAUUAAAGUUUGCAACUAUUCAGAAGGGAGCAUUGAAGGUUGUCGUAAGGUGCAAAGGAAAGGCUGGUCACUCUGGGUAUCCGUCGGAGGGGGAAAGUGCUAUUCACAAGCUGAUUCCUGUUCUCAAUGAUGUGCUCAAUUAUGCAUGGCCAAAGGAUGACACCUACGGAGCAACAACAGUGAACAUAGGAAUCAUGGAAGGAGGACAAGCUCAGAACGCAUGGGCAGAGAAUGCGUACGCUAGGAUAUUCGUGCGUGUUACCACAUCUGUUGCUGACGCUCAGAAAAGGUUGGAAGAAAUUGUUGCAGGUCGAGCAAACAUCGAAGUCAUAUCGUUCAAUGAACCGGUCGUGUUGAGCAAUCCUCCAUUAGAUUAUCCUACCGAUCAAGUCGCCUUCAACACCGACUUGCCUUACUAUUCAAGGCUUUCUUCGCUAAAAGGAAAAUACUUGUUCGGUGCUGGAACUAUCAAGGUUGCUCAUUCGAAACACGAGCUUGUUCCGAAACGGGAAAUUCACGCUUGCAGAGAAGCACUCAUCGCCUUAGUACUUAAAUUAUGUUCAUGA